AAGACCGCGGGUGGGGGCGGAAGGCGCUGGAAUCUGGGCCCGAGGCUGCGGAGGCUGCAGCUGCAGAGGCUGGGGGCUCAGCCAGGACUGCUCUGCAGUUACGCGGCGGGAGGUGGAGCUCAUGGCCGCUCUGGGUCGCCGCCUCCCUCGCCCGGCCCUGGCGUUGCUGCUGCUGCUGCUGCUGGCGGCCUGUGGCUUCCUGCUGCUACCAUCGCUGCCCGGCGCGACUGGAGGCGGCCAGCGGCUGGACUUGCGGGACCUCCUGGCACUGUCAGUGGCUGCAGCCGAAGCCGGGGGCCGGAGGGUGAGGGCUGUCCAUGAAGCCGGCUCGGAUUUGCAGCAGAGAAGCAAGGGCCAAACCCAGGAGGGCGCUGAGGAACUGCUCACCGCGGGGGACCUGCAGUCCCACCGCUGCAUGGCCAGCCUGUGGGCCAGUACCUUCCCCGGCAUUCGGGUAAUUUCUGAGGAGCAUGAUGAAGCUGCCUUGGACCUUUCAGAGCCUUGGGAUGGAAAUAUACCACUGGAAAUGCAGGAAAUGGUCCCAAGUGGCCAGACAGUGGCUAUGGAGAGUGUGACAGUCUGGAUUGAUCCUUUGGAUGCUACACAGGAGUACACGGAGGGUCUCCUGUCUUAUGUGACCACAAUGGUAUGUGUGGCAGUGGAUGGGAAGCCAGUCAUUGGAGUAAUCCACAAACCCUUUUCAGGGUUCACAGCUUGGGCACUGGUUGGACAUGGGGCCAAUGUGAGUGCCCGGGACUCAUAUGAUGAAAGGAGUCCCCGACUCAUUGUUUCCCGAUCCCAUGCUGGGACUGUCCGCACCUUUAGCCAGAAAGCUUUUGGGACCAAUGUGAACAUCAUCCCUGCUGGGGGAGCAGGGUAUAAGGUGCUAUCCCUCUUGAACCUCAACAAGGCUGACCAGCCAGAUCAAGCGGAUGCCUACCUCCACAUUACCUUUAUCAAGAAGUGGGACAUUUGUGCAGGGAAUGCUGUGCUCUCAGCCCUCGGAGGUCACAUGACCACCCUGGAUGGGAAAGACAUUGAUUACCUGGAUUCCCCAGGGAACAAGGAAGGGCUGAUCGCCAGUGUGGGUCUGGACCACCUGCAGCUGGUGAAGAAAGUCAGUGGUUUGGAGGAGGUGGUGAGAAAAGCAUAAUCAUGAGGAAUCCUGUAAUGCUGCUGUCUCCUUCCCAUUCCUCUGUCCCUUAGGACCCUCAGCCAGGGGCUGAGGACACAAGAGCAGAAUUAGGAAAAAAGUUCAGCUUCUCUUGAGGAGAAGGGUAACUUUUUUAAGAUUUUAUAAUAAAUUUUUUUUUUUUUAACCAUAAAC
Molecule: messenger RNA, 1327 nt
Organism: Sarcophilus harrisii (Tasmanian devil)
Lineage: Eukaryota; Metazoa; Chordata; Mammalia; Dasyuromorphia; Dasyuridae
Product: inositol monophosphatase 3
Exons: 5
Coding region: 122-1153 (343 amino acids)
Biological process (GO): phosphatidylinositol phosphate biosynthetic process
Cellular component (GO): endomembrane system
Molecular function (GO): 3'-nucleotidase activity
Source: RefSeq, a predicted model, not a curated record